AUGGCCGCCCUUCACAGCGCUCUCCAGUCCCUCAGUCCGACUCCAUUCUCCUCCGUUCCAGCAGCGGAAUCAGAAACCAUAUCCUACCUACAAAAUGCCUUCACUGAAGCCCAAACAAUAAUCGACUCGGUCCCCCUCCCACCUCCAAAUGAUCCACUCGUCUCCACCAGACCCCGCUCCUCCACCAGCGCAUCCAUAGCCUCAAAUGUCUCCGAGAUCUCUUCUUCCUCCGCUCGCUCAGAACCGCUCGAUCCCUCACAUAUCAGCUUACAGAAAGAAUGGGGCAAGCCGAUCAAAUUAAAUGCCAAGGACAAUCCGCUGGGUAUGGCGGUCUACAAGCUGGGUGGCAAGGACGGGAACGGGGCGUGGUUUGCCAGGAGGAGCGUACAUGAGGGGCUGGGCUUUAAGAAGUGGAAGCUGGGUUUGCAGAGAGAGUUUCCGGAGACGUUGGAGGUGCAAGGAGGGCCUGGGGAAGGUAACAUACGGGGAAUUGGUGGGGAGAGAAGGGUGGAGCGGAGGCGCAUUGAGGGGGUAGGGACAAUUGAGGUGUACCAUUUAUCUGCACAAUUUCCAGGACCUACGACACCGCGGGAUUUCGUCACAUUGCUCCUCACGUCCUCUUCUGCUUUAAGCGAAACCCAGUCUUUAGCUUCGCGACCUUCUUCUUCGGCAUCUGAUGGCGCUAAAUCAAGAACUCAACGAUAUACCGAUACCCCUAGGCACUUCAUGGUCAUCUCCAAGCCGUGCAGACAUCCGGAUUGCCCACCAAGGGACGGUUUCAUAAGAGGGCAGUACGAAUCAGUCGAGUUCAUACGCGAGAUACCUAGAAAGUCAAAGAAGGCAUUGUCUACUACAGAUCUGCUCGAAGUCACUCGACCACGAGAACAUUCUCCGCCUCUUGAGAAAGAGCUCCUUCUACGCAAUGCGGAGCGCAAACUUAAGGAGUCCGGGGAAGAGUUGUUGGACGGAGACGGUGAGCUAACGCCAGCUGCAGCAGACGAGGUGGCUAAGGAGGGUCGGAAAAGAGGCAAGACAAUUUCCUUCGCCGGCUCCAGGGGGGCUAGUGCGAAGGGAGAAGCGAUGGAUGAUCCUGACGCCCAUGACGACGCUGAGUUGAACCCGGUAGAAUGGAUCAUGAUUACGAGGAGUGACCCGGGAGGGAGCGUGCCGCGAUUCAUGGUCGAGCGAGGGACGCCCGGAAGCAUUGUCGCUGAUGCGAGCAAAUUCCUCGAUUGGGCAUGUAAAAAAGAACAUCCACAGGACGAAGUGGAAGCCUUGGAAAACGGCGACUUGGAGCAUGUCCAGAGCAAGACGCGCGAGGGGCUAGAAGCCUACGACACCAAUGGUCAUUUGGCUGGCUUGGACGGCGAGGCUGAUGGGGCCGAAGCGCCUUCGAAAGCAGUCCCUCAGCGGACGAGCGUUGAGAUGGCAACAGCACCCGCUGAUCCGGCCCAGCAAGGAGGACUGGUAGCUACAGUGGCCAAUGCUGCAUAUGCCGGCCUUGAGAGCUAUGCCCCUCAAGCUGUCAUCGACCGCCUUCCCAGUCAUCAGCAUACGCAGUCUAUGCAAUCUAUCGAUGAGGUAACAGGUAUUCCUAAUGGCAUAAGUGCUACCCUCAGCCGCACCGUCAGCUCCGCCUCCAGCGUUGCGUCGUUUGCGAGCGCAGAAGACCACUUCGACGACACGCUAUCUGCCAAGUCAGCCACUUCGCAGACCAAAUCAUCCAACUCCAAAGACAUUGCCGCAAUGUCACCGCACGAAAAGGAACUCGCGAAGCUCAACGAGCGCAAAAAGAAACUAGAUGAAACCCUUGCGAAAGCUCGAGAGAAGGAGCUGAAAGACAAAGAGGAUCUCACCUCAAAAGAGGAAGAACGAAUCAAAAGAGCCGAAGAAAAACACGCAAAGGAGGUUGCGAAGCAAGAAGAAAAGUACAAGAAGGAAGUCGCAAAGCUGGAAGCGAAGCGCCAAAAGGAGGCAACCAAAGCGGAAGAGCGAAAAAGAAAGGAGGAGGACAAGGACGAGAAAAGGCGACUAACCAGGGAGAAAGAUGAGAUGAAGCAGGCGCUCGAGGUCGUGAGUAAGGAGAGAGAUAUACUGAGGGAACAGGUCGGGGCGCUGCAGAGGGAGAAUACAGGACUAGUGCUGCGACUGGGGAAGAUGGACGAGGGGAAAGAACUUCUGAAGGAGGCCAAGAAGGAGACGGAGGAAGGAGGGAGGAGUAGGAGCGGGAGUCUGAGGAGGGAGAAAGGUUCGGGGGUGAAGGGCAAGGAGGCGACGGUCCUAGCAGGGGAGAAGCUGGUGGAUGGGGAGACGACGAGUUGA
Molecule: messenger RNA, 2322 nt
Organism: Letharia columbiana
Lineage: Eukaryota; Fungi; Ascomycota; Lecanoromycetes; Lecanorales; Parmeliaceae
Exons: 2
Coding region: 1-2322 (773 amino acids)
Source: RefSeq, a predicted model, not a curated record